GAGAAAAUACCAACAAAAUAUUCAAAAUGGGUGAUUGAAUGCUUUAUAGAUACCAUCAAAGAAAUUAGAGAGUCCAUCAUCGAACAUCCCAAUUUACAGCUUAUUGGUUCCUCACUGUUGUUUAUUUACGAGGGAGACCGAGCUGCGGCAGACAGUACUUGGAAGCAGAUGUUAGAAGAAGACGAUAUACCAGAGAACAAAGAACUUAAAGCCGACGACGAUGAGUUAUCUCCAAAAAUGUGUGAUAUACGCUUAAUUGAUUUUGCCCAUUCAGAUUGGCAUGCUGAUAGAAAAGAUCAGGAUCCAGAGUUAGUGAAGGGCUUUGAUAACAUCAUUGCUUUGUUAGAAGAUUGUUUAAAAAGACAACGUCAAGAAAAAUUGUAAAUUAUGAAAUAAAAUCGCGUCGCGCUUUUAAAGCCUUCAAAAAGAUUUGAGGCCAACUCUAAUUCUGCAACGCGUUUCUUCCUCUCUUUUUUUUUUAAAAAAAAAUGAAGUUAAAAUCAAGAGGUUUAAAAUUGAAAGAAAAUGACAACAAUGUAGAGCCCGACAUGGAAGCUUCACCAAAACGUAAUAGAAGGCUCAAAAGAAUUAUCAUUGAAGAGAGUAGUAGCGAAGACAGCGACAACAGUAAUGACGAGGACGACACCCCUUUGUUUCAAAGGAAAGCAGUAAAGCAGACACUUGACAAAAAGGGAGCUAUUAUAAAAAAACCAAGGAUCUCGGUUGAGGAAGAGGAAGAGGUUUCAUUCUCGGAGCUGGACAAGGUGGAUACCAAGUUAAAGUCUACAGAGUUUGAAGCACCUUAUAAAUUCAAAGCUCCCAUUACACCGCCUUCUAAUGAGUUUAAAGCGCCAAUGGCGCCGCCUACGACUGCAUUUAAGGCACCUUCUGACACCUUUAAAGCACCUUUUAACGACUUCAAAGCACCUUCUAACGACUUUAAGGCACCUUCUAACAACUUUAGGGCACCUUCUAACGACUUCAAGGAACCUUCCAAGGACUUUUCAAGACCUUCCGAUAACUUCAAAGCGCCAAUGACUGGAGUUGAAGAAAAUCAGCAGAGCAAUUUGCAUUCUAGUAGAUUAGCUCAUUAUAUGACAAGUAUUUGUGAAGAUUUAGACAGUUAUAAUUACAGUAAAGUUAAAUCGACAGAUUCGCUACUUACGUUCAGGGACGACGAUGACAUGCCCACUUUGGAUAUUACUGUGAUGAGAAAGUUUACAUUGCUGACAACAAAUACAAACAGACACUUCAAAAAUUUGGACUCAGUAGAUAUGGUUAAAUUUGGGAAGAUCAUAAAGUUAAUGGAAAACACAGUGAUUGUUUCUACAGAUAUCGAUGUCAUUGACCAUUAUGCAAAGAAUACACAAGACAACAGAGAAUCUACGCUAAGUAGAUUAUCUAAUAUCAGCGAUGCCUUGGAUACAUGCUCAAUGAUAUUUGAAUUAUUAACAACAUGCAAGUUGGAUAAAAAGUUUCUUUCGAGAAAUCUUAUCACCAAUUGUCUUCAUUUUAUCAAAAAUCAACUAGACUACACCAUAUACCCUCUUAUUGAUUUAAACGGAACCGAAGAUGAAGCCACCACACUAUCAUCCGAUGCACAUACCUUUCUUAAACUUGUCACAUCACUACCUAAGGAAAAACAAAUCGUUUCAGCAUUCAUACCACACGUCAUUCGAUUUUUCAGGCGCGCUUUUGCAUUGAUAUUAGCAGAGGAUUUAGAUGAUGAUGUUCUUGUUAUUGUAGCGUACAUUGGAAUGGCACCAUUUUUUCAUGACUGUUCCGAAGAUCACAGAUCCAUUCUUCUUUCAAGUCAAGAAAAUGAUGGAACCUUCAAUCCAUACGAGCAACUCAAAUUCUGUGCUUUAGAUAUCUUGAAGCAUAUCUUUAGCAAAUAUCCCAAGCACCGUCGAUGGAUCUUUGAAGAAAUUCUGACUAGUCUUGGUACCCUCACUACCAUGGAUGGCAAAAGAAAGUAUAGAUUGCGUGAUAACAAAUCCAUCAAUGUCAUUAGUGCUUUAUUCAUGCAAUUAGUUCAAUGCAGUGCAUCCCUUAGCGAUUUGGCAUCACACAAGAGCUGGUUUAAAAAAUGGAGCAUCCGCUACCAAAAGGUAUCAAAGAACAAAGAUAUGGAUCAAAUGAAGCUCCUGGAUGAUAAGCUAGUUCGUCGUGCCGCAACGGCCUGGAGAUUAGGUGCUGAAGCAGCUGCAAAUUGUGCUUCGUUCUUUUUGGAAUUUUUAAUGUCGAAAUGUAAAUCUAGAAAGUCAGACUCUUACUCCCUUCAGGAAUACAGACAAAUUCUUUUCGCUACACUGGAGGACAUCAUGAGUGUUUUUAAUGAUCCCGAGUGGCCUGUCGCAGAACUUAUCAUGAGAGUCUUUAGCCGUAUUUUGAUAUCCCUUUUGGAAGAAAACCACUCUGAUAUAUUCCUAAAAACUCUCGCCAUCAAAUGGCUUGGAAUCAUAGCAUGCAAGAUUAAAACAGGAUACAAUAGACUAGCAGGGGAAAACAAAACAUAUACACCAGAAUGGAUUUCCGAAUUGAAUGAAACCCUUGCUAUAAAAGUUGGUAUGGAGACACCAAUCACCUCGAUCUCUCUACUGGACCAAUGUCGUAAAAAAUUGUUAGACAACACUAUAGAGGAAAGAAUGAGUACAAGUGUCUCUCAAUUUUAUUUAUGUAAUUGGGGUUUUAUCGAAUCUGUUAUUUGGACCAAGGCAAAUAAAGGCUGGGAAUUAGACGAUAAAAAGAGUAAACCAAAGCCUGCAUCAAUAUCAACUGCAGCAAGUACAGGAGUAGACGCGAAUGAUAAGGAGGAGGAAGAUCUCGAUGGAGAUAGUACUAUGACUGACACUCCGGAUAAAUCAACUGAUGAGGAUGAAGUCAAGUGGCCGAAGGAGACAGCUUUAUUGCUAGGAGAAACAUGUAAAUAUUAUUGGUUGACGUGUUUGGGUAUACAGUACAACUUUCCAAAGUCAAGCACCAAUUACGAAUUCCCUGAAAUGUCAAGAACGGAUUACACAUUAUUGACAGAGCUUUUGGCUUCACGCCAAACAUUAUACACUAGUUUCAAUUUUAUCCUGUCAGAGAUCUUGACUUGCAUUGAAAAAGAUGGUGUUCUAUACAGAACAAAUGCUUUAAAAGCAAUUGGGAAAAUCGCUUCUGAGGUUCCCGAGAUUCUGGAUGAGAUACGUGUACGUAAUUCAGUACUUCAAAGAAUUCAUGAUCCAUCUCCUUCUGUCAGAGAUGCCGCAGUGGACGUCGUGGCGAAAUACCUGGGUCGUUUGGAUAAUGUGCCAAUUAAGCUUUACGAAGCUGUCAGUAGUAGAAUUAUGGAUACAUCUUAUAUUGUGCGUAAGCGACUUGUCAAGCUUUUACAAGAUCUCUACUUCAAAUUUUACGAUCCCGAGAUCAAGAUUGAUAUCGCAUCCAAAUUGAUUUUACGAAUUGGUGAUAAUGAAGUAGUGAUCAGUCAACUGGCUCUUAAAACCACUCAAACUAUUCUAUUUCAACCUUUUGAGAUCAUCGAAAAGGAGGGAAACGAUUAUUUCGGCUACUCGUACGCUAAUUCCCCCAAGGAACGUAAACGUAAAAUCACAGACUUGACCAAAGUCAUUACAGGUGCUGUUUCUAAAUUGGAUCCUUCUAUUACUACUCAAAAUGCAGCUCUGGCUCAAAUCAUCCAGAAGACCGUGAAUUCAGCUGAUGAAAAAUCCAAGAUUUGGUAUGACAAAGUAUUUCAAUGGAUUGUCGAUUCUCUGUUUGAUCGCAUGAUAACGCUUGAUGAGGAAGAGAAUUCCGAAGAGUUUAUCCAUUGUUUGGCUACGGUGUAUUCCUUCACUAGAUCAUGUCCCGAGUUACUUCGUGAAACGCAAAUAUCUAUGCUACAGCCGUAUUUGUGUAUAUCUUCAGAUGAGGAUUGGACAAAGGCACGCUAUGUAUUGACAAUUUAUAGAGAUGUAUUACCCCGUAUGAAGUACCAUGAUCCAGCUUUUACUCAGUCCGUUGAACGGGUAUUGAUGCAAGUAUUGAGAAACUGUCCUCUGGAUAUUAUCCCUUAUGGUAUCUCGUGUCUUUGUGUCAUCAUUGAUCGCAUUUCAUUCAGGUACAAUAUUGUCAUCAAAAUGCUUGGAUCGUCUGUUAACAGACUUCGACAAGUUCGAGAGUUCAUCAGCAAUGGUGGAAGUACAGCCAAUGGGUCUUUCUCCGGUGUAUUAAAGAUGCUCCUCAUCUGCGGUUUACUUUGCCAACAUUUCGAAUUUGAUAAGAGGCGUGAAAAGGAGCCCGAAGAAAUGCAAAGCUUGAACCUGGUCUACAAGGGAGAUAUUAGUACAUUGGUGUUUGAUUUAUUGCAGUUUUUCACAGGUCAAAUUAUGGAGGAGCUUGGUGAAGAGGGAAUAACCAUGCGCAUGACUGCUUUACAAGGAUUGGGUUAUUUCUUUGCUUCUCAUCCAACCUUUAUGAUUUCACAAUCAAGUACUGCUUUGAUGGAUAAAAUCUUUGAAGAAGGCACGCCUCAAUUGAAAACGCAACUUAUGCGUGUAUUCCAAGAGUUUUUGGGCGCAGAAGAAAAAAGAAUUGAGAGACGAGAUGAAGUUGCUGGUGAAUCGACUAUUGUAGAAACAAUUGACGUGGAUACACUUUUAGGAAAUACCGAAGAAUACGCUGAACUCGGGGUAAAUGGAUCGCUGAUGCAACGAUACCUCAAAAAGAUUUUAGUAUGUGCACUUUCAAAAACAGAUGAUCUACGCUAUUCCGCAUUCGAAGUUGUGUCUUCGAUUAUUCAUCAAGGCCUAGCUCAUCCUGUGUUAUGCAUGGCUGUAAUUGUGGCAGCAGAAACAAGUCCAGACAUCAUUCUCCGAAACAAGGCAUACUAUUUACAUAAAUACACCCACGACAAACAUGGUCCUAUUCUAUAUACCAGAAUGAACGAAUACUUGUCCACGUCCUACGACUAUCAAAAAAUGCUGUUUGAUGAUGGAUUCGUUAAAGGAUAUGGUAAAAGAGGAGGAGACUCUAAAGUGGAUCCAGUAUUGGGACUUACGUACUCUGUGUUAAAAGACAAGAAGAGACCUAAGUUGGACUUCUUAGGUGCACUCGUAAAGCCAUUUGCAUUUGACUUAAAAAGUUCAGAUCCUGAGGAUGUUGAUAUCAAUUAUCUGAAAUAUUUGGCAGAAAAUACUUUUACACUUGACUUGGGAAAUACCGAAGAGGUCCUUCAUAUAGUUUACGUUAUGGAUCGCAUAUUAAUGACACUUGGUGCUGAUUUAUUAUCCUAUAUUCAUUUCCUUAAAAAGCAAGGUAUUGUCACAUCUGUUACUGGUGAUGAACAAAUCCAUGAGGAUGAAGAGUUAGACCGUGAUUUCUUGGUUGCAUCUAAGAUAGCGAUUGCUUUGUGUAUCCUCAUGUACGUCAAAAACCUACUUGUGGAGCUUUAUGAUAUACCUGAUGAUGAAAUCCGUGAAUUUAAUCCAAACAUGAAAAAAAAAAACCGAGAAGUAACAAAAGAUUUGGAGAUGAAUGGUUUAAUUGAAUGGGAUCAGUUAUUAUUCUUUAGACACGGCAAGUUAAAUAGAAUAACAGCCUCAGAUGCUUGCUGCAAGUUUGAAUAUUUGAUUAUGAACGACACCACAGCGGUUAUUACAGAAGAAGAUUAAAUCGAAUAAUAUUGUAUGCACCAUGUAAAUUAAUGUAAAUAAUAAACGUCUUUUUUAAACGUAAA
Messenger RNA from Mucor mucedo, 5722 nucleotides. RefSeq names its product sister chromatid cohesion C-terminus-domain-containing protein. Gene Ontology annotation, molecular function: chromatin binding. The record is from RefSeq and is a predicted model, not a curated record. NCBI's taxonomy places the organism in Eukaryota, Fungi, Mucoromycota, Mucoromycetes, Mucorales, Mucoraceae. Bases 489 to 5657 code for a protein of 1722 amino acids. Gene Ontology annotation, biological process: establishment of mitotic sister chromatid cohesion; establishment of protein localization to chromatin; replication-born double-strand break repair via sister chromatid exchange. The transcript has 11 exons. Gene Ontology annotation, cellular component: Scc2-Scc4 cohesin loading complex.